This is a messenger RNA of Knipowitschia caucasica, 369 nucleotides long. Lineage: Eukaryota; Metazoa; Chordata; Actinopteri; Gobiiformes; Gobiidae. The record is from the annotation of a GenBank genome assembly.
AUGUCCUCUGUCAGUUCUGCAGCGGACUUUGAGGAAGACUUUGAGGAAGACUUUGAGGAAGACUGUGAGGAAGACUUUGAGGAAGACUGUGAGGAAGACUUUGAGGAAGACUGUGAGGAAGACUUUGAGGAAGACUGUGAGGAAGACUUUGAGGAAGACUGUGAGGAAGACUUUGAGGAAGACUGUGAGGAAGACUUUGAGGAAGACUGUGAGGAAGACUUUGAGGAAGACUUUGAGGAAGACUGUGAGGAAGACUGUGAGGAAGACUUUGAGGAAGACUUUGAGGAAGACUUUGAGGAAGACUUUGAGGAAGACUUUGAGGAAGACUGUGAGGAAGACUGUGAGGAAGAAGUAGUUCAGAGAUAUUAG